Molecule: messenger RNA, 4108 nt
Organism: Arvicanthis niloticus (Nile rat)
Lineage: Eukaryota; Metazoa; Chordata; Mammalia; Rodentia; Muridae
Gene: Fzd3
Product: frizzled class receptor 3
Biological process (GO): canonical Wnt signaling pathway; non-canonical Wnt signaling pathway
Cellular component (GO): plasma membrane
Molecular function (GO): Wnt receptor activity; Wnt-protein binding
Source: RefSeq, a predicted model, not a curated record
CUCGGCCGCUCGGGGGACCUGAGGGACGCGCGGCCGCCUGCGGGGCCAGCGGUGCUGCUCGGGAGAGCCCGGAGGCCGGCGGUGAGAUAUUUCUACAAGAAAGAAAUCACUCUCCUCCUAAGAUGGAAUCUGUGAUUUGGGAAUGUGGUUGAUCAACUUGAUAUGCUGGCCAGAUGUGCCCUAUGUAAUAAAAUGAAAAGAAGAUACAAGAUGAUGUCAUUUUCCCAUAUUGUGAAACCAAAAACAAAUGCCCUUUGUGAGACCAGGUUAACAGUCCUUUGACAGUACAGGAAGUUUUUAACUGAGGAGCCUAACAGAUACAGAAGGGGUACUUUCAAGCUGAGACCUGCAGGUGUAGACUGAUCUAAAACACAUCUUGAGUAGAUCUGAUCAUCCGAGCCUCAUUCUGAUCCAGGAAGAAUGGCUGUGAGCUGGAUUGUCUUUUAUCUUUGGCUCUUGACUGUGUUUCUGGGGCAGAUAGGUGGGCACAGUUUGUUUUCUUGUGAACCUAUAACCUUGAGGAUGUGCCAAGAUUUGCCUUACAAUACUACCUUCAUGCCUAAUCUUCUGAACCAUUAUGACCAACAGACUGCAGCUUUAGCAAUGGAGCCAUUCCAUCCUAUGGUGAACCUGGAUUGUUCUCGGGAUUUUCGACCAUUUCUUUGUGCACUCUAUGCCCCUAUUUGUAUGGAAUAUGGACGUGUCACCCUUCCCUGUCGUAGGCUGUGUCAGCGUGCCUAUAGCGAGUGUUCAAAGCUCAUGGAGAUGUUUGAUGUCCCUUGGCCUGAAGAUAUGGAGUGCAGUAGGUUUCCAGAUUGUGAUGAGCCAUAUCCCCGACUUGUGGAUUUGAAUUUAGUUGGAGAUCCAACUGAAGGAGCCCCAGUUGCAGUGCAGAGGGAUUAUGGUUUUUGGUGUCCCCGAGAAUUGAAAAUUGAUCCCGAUCUUGGCUAUUCCUUUCUGCAUGUGCGAGAUUGUUCACCACCAUGUCCCAAUAUGUACUUCAGGAGAGAAGAACUGUCAUUUGCUCGCUAUUUCAUAGGCCUGAUUUCAAUCAUUUGCCUCUCUGCCACAUUGUUUACUUUUUUAACCUUUCUAAUUGACGUCACAAGAUUCCGUUACCCUGAAAGACCUAUCAUUUUUUAUGCAGUCUGCUAUAUGAUGGUGUCAUUAAUUUUCUUCAUUGGGUUUUUGCUCGAGGACAGAGUAGCCUGCAAUGCAUCUAGCCCUGCACAGUAUAAGGCUUCCACAGUGACACAAGGAUCUCACAAUAAGGCCUGUACCAUGCUCUUUAUGGUACUCUAUUUUUUCACUAUGGCUGGCAGUGUAUGGUGGGUAAUUCUUACCAUCACAUGGUUUUUAGCAGCUGUGCCAAAGUGGGGCAGUGAAGCUAUUGAGAAGAAAGCAUUGCUGUUUCAUGCCAGUGCCUGGGGCAUCCCCGGAACUCUAACUAUCAUCCUUUUAGCGAUGAAUAAAAUUGAAGGUGACAAUAUUAGUGGCGUGUGUUUUGUCGGCCUCUACGACGUUGAUGCGUUAAGAUAUUUCGUUCUUGCUCCCCUCUGCCUAUAUGUGGUAGUUGGGGUUUCUCUCCUCUUAGCCGGCAUCAUAUCCCUAAACAGAGUUCGGAUUGAGAUCCCAUUAGAAAAGGAAAACCAAGAUAAGUUAGUGAAGUUCAUGAUCCGGAUCGGUGUUUUCAGCAUUCUGUACCUUGUACCACUCUUGGUUGUAAUUGGAUGUUACUUUUAUGAGCAAGCGUACCGUGGCAUCUGGGAAACAACAUGGAUACAGGAACGCUGCAGAGAAUAUCACAUUCCAUGUCCAUACCAGGUUACUCAGAUGAGUCGUCCAGACCUGAUUCUCUUUCUGAUGAAGUAUCUCAUGGCUCUCAUAGUUGGGAUUCCCUCUAUUUUUUGGGUUGGAAGCAAAAAGACUUGCUUUGAAUGGGCCAGUUUUUUCCAUGGGCGAAGGAAAAAAGAGAUAGUGAAUGAGAGUCGGCAGGUGCUCCAGGAACCUGACUUUGCUCAGUCACUCCUGAGGGACCCAAAUACUCCAAUUAUAAGAAAAUCAAGAGGAACUUCCACUCAAGGGACAUCCACACAUGCUUCUUCAACUCAGCUGGCCAUGGUGGAUGAUCAAAGAAGCAAAGCAGGGAGUGUCCACAGCAAAGUGAGCAGCUACCAUGGCAGCCUUCACAGGUCACGUGACGGCAGGUACACUCCCUGCAGUUACCGAGGAAUGGAAGAGAGACUACCUCACGGCAGCAUGUCACGGCUGACAGAUCACUCCAGGCACAGUAGUUCUCAUCGGCUCAAUGAGCAGUCCCGACACAGCAGCAUCCGAGACCUCAGUAACAACCCCAUGACUCACAUUACACAUGGCACCAGCAUGAACCGUGUUAUUGAAGAGGAUGGGACCAGUGCUUAGUGUUGUGUAAGAUGAAAUGUGUGCCGUGGAAAGCAGGUUUUAGUCUUUGCCUUUGCAUGGCUGGCUGCUGUAACUCGCUGUCACUCUGCUUUCUCAGGCAGAGUGUGCCCACUGGGAAAGUAGAUCUUUUUAUCACAUAACCGUGGGAUGUGAACACAUCCAAAACACUAAGAAUCAUGUCAUCACAAAAGUAAUUCUUUCUAGGCUGUGACGAGAUGACUGUCUGGUAAGCAUUUUUAUAAACCCACUUAUUUUAUAUCUAGAAAAAUCCUCUAUGUGUGGUGACUGCUUUGUAGUGAAUUUUCAUAUAAUAUGAACUAGUUGUGAAAUGACAUUCUGGUAGCUCUGUUAAUAAAACAAAGUUUCAGAAUUAAAGAAAAUUUCUAUGCAAGGUUUAUUUCUCAGAUGAAUACUAGGACUUUGUAGGUUUAUUUCCACAGAGUGAAAAAAGGAACUGUUUUUAAACUGUAGAAGACUUUGAUAAGCCAGCAAGGGUAUUUUAGCUAAUAGGAUAACAGCGCCAUAGAAGAUCUGGUUGGCCUGUGGGAGGUUCUCAAAGUGUGUCAAUCUUCCCCCAAGAUAUGCAGGCUGUGGAUGAACACUGGAGUGAAGGCAGAGAUGAGCAUUUCCCCGGUAAUUGGACUGGUUUUUGUUUUGUAAAUAUUACUUUUAUGGGCUAUGCUUUUAUAAUAUCCAUAUGCAUGAUAGAAACACUUUAAUUUGUGGCCAUUUUCCCCAGGAAAUAGUAGACAACUUCAUGUUCAUAUAUGUUCUGUGGAGGCAUGCAGUAAGAUAAGCAUCACACAUUAUAAGGGGUUUUAGUGGUAAACAAAUUACAAAUGGCAAAAUAUUUUCUGUGUAUUCAUUGUCGUAUUUUUCUACAGUGAGAUGUGAUCUUGCCAAAGCCAUCAGACCUUGGUACCCAGACCCUCCUAUAGUGAGCUGAUUGUCUGCACCGAAUUCCCCUGUAGCCAGUUGGCUACAGCUUUUGCCCCACAUCCCUAUUUUCUGAAUUACUAUGGUUUACAGCUGAAAUAUAGAUAGAUAGACUAAGUCCAAAAUGGUGAUUGAUUUGGGUUCUUGAAAAUCAUUUUAACUAAGUGGAGCAUGGUUACUCUUUCUGUGAAUACCAUUUAAUCUUAAAAAUAUUAAGUAAAAACCUCUUCACAUUUUAUCUUGCAAAGCUUAAAUGAUUUAGGAUAUGAACUGUGAAGUUUAUUUGUAUAAAAUUGAUCAGAAAGAAAAAUUCUUGAAAAUGCUAAUAUGUUAUUCAGAAAACAUAAGUGAUGUUCGGCCCUGAUUGCAGGUACGAAUCACUCUGGAAACUAUAGCCAACAUCUUUCUGUCAGGUUUGAGUUGAUGCUUUAAAAACAAGCAGCUUUCCAGGUGAUUGUUAGUGUAGCCAGGCUUGAAGCCGUUUUUUUAAGCUAGCUUUCCCCUAAGGAUGGGCUAAUGGCAUCACUUUCGACCAUGGGAAGGUGGAGCCAGACACAGUGAUACACUUAGCUUGUUUCCUGAUAUGCAGUUGUUUCUUACUCUGUUAUAAUCCACUAUAAAAUGCAGAAUUCUCAGCUCUCAUCUUGAGAGAGUCUUACUCAAUAAAUCAAAGGCAGUAGGAUCUCACAAAUCUGUAUUUCUAAAAAUACCACAGCAGAGUCUUAGCAGGUUAUCCAAGAAUCACACUCAG